AUGUCUGAUAAAGAUCUAAGCUCAAUUCGUUUGCCCUUGAACUGGAAAGUUGGUUCAGAUUUGAUGAGCAAGCUGUUGUUUAACAAUCCCAUGAUUGUGAAUUUAGUUUCAAAAAACAUUCCAGCAGAUAGUUAUAAAGUAACUCCAAACGAGUGGGCCGAUGGAACUAGGUCUGAUGUUGUUUACUCGGUCAGGGACAAAUCGACUGUAGAAACACCUCCAAUCUUAAUUGAAUUUCAAAGUAAAGUUUCUAGCAAUUUUAUGGGUAGACUUAUUCGGUAUUCGCUCUCUUGCGAAGGCCGAUAUAAUGUAUAUCCAAUUGUGCUAAUCUUUGCCAUCAAUGGCUUUUCAAGCCUUGAAGUAGAAAAAGAGUUUGUUGGUGAUAAUGGAAGCCCAUUCUUGAAAAUUGGCUCAAAAUUCUGGGCUAAGGAGUGUCUGUUAAUCUCGCAAAGCUCCAUUGAAGCAUGUCUAAACCAAACGCCCUUGGAUCCUAUUGUCGCUUUGGGCUAUUUCUUAACUUCAGGCAGUUUGUCUUUGAACACAUUGGAGCAUAAACUAGAUCAUACAGUACAACAGCUCUAUCAAACUUCCUACAAAUUGGUAAUGGCAGAGCUAAAGCAUAAAAAUAAAUCGGUAGAACCUUUGCAAUCACUUCUUGAGCAGGUGAAAAGACGAAUUGAGACUGUUGUUGAUGAAGAUAACAGUGUUAUGAUUGUAGUUGUCCUUACAACUAAGUAA
This is a messenger RNA of Cokeromyces recurvatus, 738 nucleotides long. RefSeq lists its product as uncharacterized. The record is from RefSeq and is a predicted model, not a curated record. Lineage: Eukaryota; Fungi; Mucoromycota; Mucoromycetes; Mucorales; Mucoraceae. The coding region runs from base 1 to 738 and encodes 245 amino acids. The transcript has 3 exons.